Colossoma macropomum (tambaqui) is the source of this 10123-nucleotide messenger RNA. It is a transcript of the gene col7a1l, whose product is annotated as collagen type VII alpha 1-like. The coding region runs from base 615 to 9578 and encodes 2987 amino acids. The transcript is spliced from 112 exons. The record is from RefSeq and is a predicted model, not a curated record. Gene Ontology annotation, molecular function: serine-type endopeptidase inhibitor activity; protein binding. NCBI's taxonomy places the organism in Eukaryota, Metazoa, Chordata, Actinopteri, Characiformes, Serrasalmidae.
UUUACAGACAUUUACAGGGAGAAGAGAGGACGUAGAUGGAUGAAGGGGGCGGGGGGACAAAUACUUUCUUGAAGGAGCCGAGAAACAAAUCAAUGCCCUCUAGCCCCCUGUUACUCGCUCUCCUCCUCCACACACUGACUUUCAUACUUUCACUCUUUUUCGGCCGCACUCUUAGACCUGUUGCUGCAGAUCCGCACUCCCUCUGAGCCUGCAGUCGGAGAGGUGUGUGCUUCAUUCAUUCCCACACCAGCCACACUCAUGCGCUUCUUUCCGAAGCCUUUUCGGAUCUUAAACCCGUCCGGAACAUAACAGUGCAUGGAGUUUCAUCACUUGCUCUCAGAGAAUUUUCCGCAGGAGGCUCAUACGUGUCCGCUGGAGUUGUGUGUGGUUCCACUUCGGGAUUGCAUUGCCUGUAGCUUGGAGAGUGUGGAUGGGUGCCAGGUCUGUGCCAGCCCUCUCUCUGUCCCUCUGGACACAGGCCAUUCACAGAGAGCGCAAGAGUCACAGCUGAAUAAAGCGAAGCUGAGCCCCGUCACAGAAUAUCAGGCCAGAAAAGAGGAGCUGCUGGAGGAGAGAUAAGAGCGGGAGGAGAGGAGAGGAGAGAGAGAGCGAGUAUGGAUCAUUGCUGUGUGUGGAUCUUGCUCCUGUCCCUUCCUCUCUCCUGUCAGAGUGCGUCUUCACAAGCUGAAGAGUGCCGGACCGCCAUGCCUGCAGACAUCGUGUUCUUGGUAGACGAGUCAUGGUCAGUGGGUCCUUCCAGUUUCCGGCAGAUUAAAGAGUUCAUCUCUGAAAUCAUUAGAUCCUUCCAGAACAGUUUGAUUGGACCCGAGGGAGUCCGCUUCGGAGUUACAGUCUACGGAGACAUCCCCAGGAUGCGGAUUGCUCUGACAGACUACUCCACCCUGAAGGAGGUGUUAAAUGCAGUGGAGGAGCUGCCGUAUGAGGGCGGAGGCAGCCGCACUGGCCUGGCUCUUGAGUUCCUAGUAGAGUCUGUCUUCAGCUCGUCAAUCGUCCGGGACAACACUCCAAAGAUUGCGGUUCUGAUUACUAAUGGCAGAUCAGAUGAUCUGAUCGAUGGGCCGGUUAAAGCCGUGGCUGACAGUGGAAUCUCUCUCUUUGCAGUCGGUGUGAGGAAUGCUGAUCCGGAGGAGCUGAGGAGGAUGGUGAGCGAACCUCCUGAAGAGCACCUGAUGCUCAGCCCCGAUUUCUCCUUCUUAGAGCACCUGCUGCCCAAGCUCUCCCGCAGAGUAUGUUUCACUGCAUCUGAACCUCCUCGUCCCGUCAAACACAGCCCACCAGUGGUGGAGAAGGUGGUAGGCCCCAGAGACCUGCAGGUGAGUGAGUUGAGCUACAGCUCUCUGCAGCUCUCUUGGAGUCUGGCCACUGGAGACGUGACAGGCUACAGGCUGCUGAUCGCCCCUGUGUCCCCGAAGGGCCAUCUGCUCCCAGCUCAGCACAGACAGAUUGAUCUGAAGGGAGAUGUAGGAAGUACGAAGGUAACGGGGUUGACUCCGAAGACUGAAUAUUCCCUCACUGUCUACGCCGUCUACCCUGGACUCAUCGGAGAAUCCUCCUCCAUCAGCAUAGAGACGACUUCGGUGCCGCCAGUAGCAAACUUCCGCGUGAUCGAGGAGGGGCUGUUCUCUCUGCGUCUGGGCUGGACGUCUCCACUUGGUCAAGUUAACUCGUACAAAAUCUACAUCCCAAGAUCUGACAGACCCGGGCUGACCUACGAGCAAGUCCUGCAGGGCGACGCCUCCUCUCACGUGAUUGACAGCUUGGAGGAAGAUAAGACGUACACAGUCAGCAUCUAUGCCAUUUACCCUGAGGGACCAAGCGAGCCUGUGUCUGUUGUUGGGAGAACAUUGAAACUGGUUCCUGUUCAGCAGCUGCUGGUGCAGAAUGCCACUACAGACACAGUGCAGGCUCGCUGGCCAUCAGUGAGAGGAGCAUCGGGGUACAGAAUCACUUGGGCCUCUUCAGAGGGCCACAUAGAGAGCGUCAACCUGGGAGAGAACUAUAACUUUUACAUGGUGCAGGGGCUUCAUUCUGGCACAGAGUACACGGUCACUAUCAACCCCAUCUUUGUGGACAUUGAAGGGCCUGUCACCUCCGCCAAGGCAAAGACACUGGAGAGCAGUGCAGUGCAGACCCUGAGGGCCACGGCUGUGAGCACCAGCAGUGCUGUAACCUCAUGGAACGCUGUUCCCGGAGCCACCGGAUACAGACUGGCUUGGGGUCCAACAGCAGAAUUUGUUGGAAGGGAUCGUCCCAGGCAGCUGGCUCUGAACGGCAGCACCACGGAGUAUGUACUGAAAAACCUGGCCUAUGACACGGAGUAUGUGAUCUCCCUCUAUGUGCUCUUCGGCUCUGUGGUGGGACCCGGCAUCACUGCUACCUUCAGGACCUCUCCCCUCGGCUAUGUGUCAAAUUUCAAGGUGACAUCCUACACCAGUUCCUCUAUCAACGUGGAGUGGAGCCCCAUCGUAGGAGCCACGGAGUACCAACUGACCUGGAGCUCAGAGGGAGUAAGUCCACACCACCAUUAUCUGGACCACAGUGUUUUACAGCACAGCAUUACUCGUCUCCAGCCCAACACACUUUACUUCAUCAGCAUCCACGCCCUCUAUGGCAACACAGAGGGGCCGGAAAUCUCUCUCUCGCAACAGACAGCUUCCUUGACCGAUUCAGAUCAGAUUGAGACAGUGAGGGAAGUGAAAGUGGUUGAUAUUGGCAUGAACUCUUUCACCCUGGCCUGGAGGAAAACACCUGGGGUUACAGGCUACAAAGUCACCUGGAGCCCUUUUCAUGGAGGAGAAGAGAAAAGUGAGAUGGUUUCCUCGUCCAUCACGUCAUACACCAUCACUGGACUGCCAGCCAGCUCUGCCUACAAGAUCCAGGUCACGUCAGUGGUGGGGCAGCGAGAAGGAAGUUCCGCUACGGUGACAGCACGGACCUUGGACCUGCCUAAAGUGACUGGUUUCAGUGCUCUGAACACGACUGAUGACAGCACUACACUGAACUGGACCAGCGUCACAGGAGUUUCAGCGUACCUCCUCUCCUGGAGGCAUAUAUCAGAACUUGAGAGUACCACUGACGUACUGGGCCCAGGUUUCACCUCGUAUAAGAUCAAAGAUCUGCAGUAUGGAAGAACUUACAUCUUCACCAUUCGGCCGCUCUAUAGAGAGGUGGAGGGCCCCGUCACAACCAUCACCAAAAGGAUAUUGGGGGCUUCUCGUCUCAUUCCUGUCCAAACUGCCACGCUGGGCCCUGUUCCAGCCCACACCAUCACUACAUCUCACAGUGGUACAGCUAAGAAGCCUGCUGGAAAAGAAACUAGCAAGUCCACCACCACUACUCUGAAGCCUGGUGCCAAACCUGACACGACCAUCACUAAAACGGCACAAGCUUUAACCCUGCUGACCACCACAGUGAACGACCAAAGCACUCUCUCUGUAGAGACUCCUCCACCAGGGCCAGUGUGUGGCAGGAUGAAAGCAGAUAUUGUUUUUCUGGUGGACGAGUCCUGGAGCAUCGGCACCAAUAACUUUGGCAAGCUGAAAGACUUCCUGUUUAGGAUUGUGACUUAUUUCCCAUCAGUUGGACCUCAGGGCACACAGAUAGCUGUGGUUCACUACAGUGAUCAGCCCAGGAUAGAAUUCAACCUGAACACCCACAAAGACCGCAGCUCUGUGCUGAGAGCUCUUCGACAAGUCCGCUAUGGAGGAGGGAACACCAAAACAGGUCGAGGGAUCAGCUAUGUGCUGAGGGAGCUGUUUCAGGAGUCUCUGGGAAUGAGGCAGAAUGUUCCUCACGUGUUGGUGCUGGUGACAGAUGGGAGAGCCCAGGACGAUGUGGAGCCGCCCUCCAGGAUAGCACAUAUUCUGGGUGUGAGUGUACUGGCCAUUGGAGUAGCACAUGCUGACAUUGAUGAACUAAGGAAAAUCGCCUCGCCAAAGACCUACAAGAACAUUUUCUUCGCUACUGACUUCAGUGACUUCCCCUCCGUCGAGAGAGAGUUUAUCCGCAGUCUCUGCAGUGAGGCUUUGCUCUCGGAGUUCAAACAGCACGAAGAGUCUGCCCAGCUGGACACACCCACAGGUGACCCAGAGGCUCUUCCCAAACCUGAGGGUCCCUGUCCAAUCCAGUGCAAGGGCCAAAAAGGAGAGAAGGGGGACGGCUUUGGACACGGUGGACUGCGCCCGAAGCUCGGCGGUGAUGCCUUCGAUCCAUUCACCUUAAAGAUCAAAGGGGAGAAAGGAGAGAGGGGGCUUCCUGGGACGGACGGCAUACCAGGGUUACCAGGGCGACCGGGUCGAACUGGACCUCCUGGUUCUGCUGGACUAAGGGGUCCUCCUGGUGUCGGCGGGGAAAUGGGGCCGCCUGGCAUUCCCGGACAAAAAGGCCAGCGGGGGGAGAGAGGAGAGCCUGGAUAUUCACUUGGAGGUAUGGAAGCUCUUCCUGGACGUAAAGGAGAACCAGGAUCUAAUGGUCCCCAAGGGGCUCCUGGGUUACCUGGAGUCGCAGGGCCUCCAGGGCUCCCUGGGCAGCCUGGAGCAGCUGGCUCUCCUGGCGUUUCUAUAAAGGGUGAGACUGGAGAGCCUGGGCUUAGAGGUCCACGUGGAAAACCAGGACCUAAAGGAGAAAAAGGGGAAGAUGGACAAACUGGUCAAGCAGGCUUACCUGGACCAAUAGGAGUGGAUGGAACCCCUGGACUGCCUGGUCAGAAAGGAGAAAAAGGGGAAGAGGGAGUUGGAAUUCCAGGUGUCCAGGGUUUACAUGGACCUCCUGGAGAAAAGGGAAAUAUGGGACUUUCAGGUCCUGUUGGUCCAAAGGGUGAGCAAGGAAUUCAAGGAGUGCUAGGACCUGUUGGACCCAGAGGGAAAAGGGGUUUGAAAGGGGAGCAAGGAGACAAGGGUAAUCGUGGGGAUACAGGCCCUGUGGGACCUCAGGGACUAGCAGGCUUGCCUGGAGCUGUUGGGCCGAAGGGUGAUGAGGGACAGCGUGGAGCACCAGGGGAUCCAGCUAAAGGGGUGCUUGGGCCCCCUGGGAAAAAGGGUGCUAGGGGGGAUGUUGGACCAGUUGGACCUCCCGGACCUCAGGGAAUUAAAGGGGUCCAAGGAGACAAAGGUGACAAGGGCAGUCCUGGCUUUGGUAUUCCUGGACAGCCAGGUCCUAAGGGUGAGAGCGGUGAGAGGGGCAAUGUGGGCUUAUCAGGGAAGCCUGGGCCUAAAGGCAUUGAUGGUUCUAAGGGGGAAAAAGGUGACAUCGGUCUCCCAGGCAACCCAGGAGCUCCUGGACUAAGAGGUAAAGAUGGUUUGCCAGGAUCAAAAGGAGACCCAGGAGCAAGGGGCGAGCCAGGUUCUCCAGGCGAGCUUGGAGAGAAAGGCAUCCGGGGCUCUCUUGGUCUCCCUGGACGGCCGGGAGACCCUGGUGAGAAAGGUGAUCCUGGAAAACUCGGGUUACCGGGCCCUGAAGGACUGAAAGGAGAGAAAGGCGAGCCGGGAAAACCUGGCCCACCUGGACAUUCUCAGUUCUCCGUGUCAGAGAACAACGUCCUCACCAGAGCCAUCAAGGGUGAGCCGGGUGAGCCUGGACUCCCAGGCCUCAGAGGAGAGACAGGGCUUACAGGACCGCCAGGGCCACCAGGGAAACCAGGACCUCCAGGGAAUUCCUUGGGACAAUCUGGCACAGGAAAAGAUGGUGUGGAUGGUUUACCAGGACUGCCUGGAGCAAAAGGUGAAGCAGGGAAGAAAGGGGAGCCAGGAGCUAAAGGAGAGAAGGGAGAUCCUGGUCGAGUUGGAGUUGCUGGCAUGCCUGGUCUGCCUGGUACUCCAGGUAAACCUGGUGUGGAUGGAAAACGUGGAAUAGCAGGAAAAGAUGGAGAACAAGGACUCAGGGGUGAUGAUGGCAAAAAGGGUGAAAAAGGGGAACCUGGCGCUGAUGGAAAAGGUGGUGAAAAGGGAGAAAUGGGCCCUCCAGGGUUGCCAGGCCCUCCUGUUAUGCUGCAAGAGGGUGCUUCAAUAGAUGAAAUAAGAAAAGCGUUUCCAAUACCGAUGGGCCCCCCUGGAGCAACGGGUCCUCCUGGGAUGAAGGGAGAAAAAGGAGACCAAGGCUCAAGAGGAGAGAAAGGCGAGGCCGGUGUACCAGCGAGAACCAUUGAAAUUAAGGACAUUGAAGAAUUAUUUGAAUCAUAUGGCAUUAAGCUUUCCCUGCUGAAGGCCUUGAUUGAUAGGCUUCUCCAAGAUGGCAUGGAGGAGCUUCUGCAUGAAAUGGCCACAAAAAAAAGAAUCAAAGGGCAGAGGACGGACCCCGGCUCCAACAUCAUCACUGAAUACACUAGUUCAGCGAACUACGGGCUCUCCAGUGACCCGCAGACUGAUGAGCUCUUAAUUGAAGAAGAGGACGACCUAACUGAGGAGCAGCUGCCUGAGUCCUAUCCAGAUUCCCUGAAUAAAACAGAACAGGGCCCCACCAUCUGGAACAUCUCCACCACAGAGAGGAAGACAGAGCUGAACAGAACGGAGAGCAGAAAGGCAGUGAAAGAGGUGGUGGAAAAUCUUGCAUCCUCUAACAUCACGCAGACCAACACCUCCUCAGAGAGGCAGGCUGGCUCAGUAAAGGCAGAGGUAAGUAUGGAGUCAGUCCUCCACAGUCAGGAGGACACGGGGAAGAAGACCUCUGGAGAGAAGAAGAAGGGGCGAGAGAGGGGAAAGGGUAAAGGGAAUAAAGGACGACAUAAACGGCAAAGGAAACGAGUGGAAGAUCAAGCCAAUGAGGAGGAGGAGAUGGAGGAGGAGAUUUAUGAUGAAGUGUAUAACUAUGAAUAUGAGGAUAAGCUGGAUGUGGAGGAAACUGAAAAUUCUCAAGAUGAGAAGAAAGACAGGAUCGAAACAACAACAGAAAGCUCUCUGUCUUCACAAAGCAAAUACACAACAGCAGCUCCCCCUCAUACACCGGAAAUCACGGGGGUCUACAGAAGCACAGAGGGUCCCUUAUCCACACCAGAGGUCACAGAGCAGUACAGUGAGACCACAUCACCCUCUACUCUCAAUACAACACAGGCUCAGGAAGAGCAGGGUGUCGUGUCCAGUUCCGGCGCACUUCGAGCGAUGCCUAAAGUGAAGAGGAGUGUCUCCACGCUUGAAUAUGUGGCCUACAUGCCUGGAGCCCCUGGAGGACAAAACCGCUACGAACAAGGACGAAAGUCUCGAUCUGGUGCGAAGAAGAGAAAGAAGCUGAAUAAAAAGAAGCAAGAAAACAAGGACCCUGAACCCGAACCUGAGAUAUACAGUGGCCGAGAGAAAGAGAGGGAGAGGGGGGAAGAGAGAGAGCCAGAAACCGAUUUGGACAAAGGAGCUGAAAGGGAAGAGGAGCGACUGAGCGAAAGAGAAAGAGAGGAGACGGAGUGGGACACGCCAGAGGAAGAGGAACGGGGGACGGGGUCUCAGCCUGCACAGGAGUACGGCUCAGGGGACGGAGAUGAGGAGAGGAGCAGCGAGUACGAGGACAACGAGAGGGACUGGGAGGAGGAGAGAGAGAGAGACAGAGAGGAGAUGGAGAGAGAGAGGAUGGAGCUGGAACGGGAGAGAGAGGAGGAGGUGGAGAGGGAAGAGGUUGCGGCGCGCCAACGAGAGAGGGAGAGAGAGAUGGAGCGAGAGGAGAGAGAGCGGAUGGAGUGGGAGAUGAUGGAGAGAGGGAGGAUAGGAGAGGUAGACAGAGAGGAAGACAUGAGGACCCACAUCUCUCAGUAUGAGUUUCUGAAGGGUCCUCCCGGUGAGAAUGGUCUACCAGGGCCUAAGGGGGAGAUUGGAGAGAAGGGACAAAAGGGAGAGCCUGGUAUUGGGCACCGUGGACCUGUUGGUCAAGCUGGUCCACCUGGACAAAAGGGUGAGCCUGGAGAACCAGGACCCCCUGGAGCACAGGGCAUUCAGGGUAUCCGUGGCAACCCAGGGAUCCCAGGCACGCCAGGUCAAAAAGGUCAGCCGGGAGAGUCUGGAGAGCCAGGUAGAGAGGGCGACAGAGGAAAACGAGGGAAAAAUGGGUCACCUGGCCCUCCAGGAGCCGCUGGACCCCCAGGAAAAGAGGGACCACCAGGUCCACCUGGAGUGAAAGGUGACAAGGGUGACAGCAUCCCAGGAGAGCCAGGAGAUAGAGGCGUGGCUGGGCUUCCAGGCCGCAGGGGCGCCAAGGGCACCGUGGGUGCAAGAGGGCCACCAGGACUGAUGGGUCCUAAAGGCCUUCUUGGGAUGAAAGGAGAAAAGGGUGAUAGAGGUCUACCUGGCAACAGAGGAGAAAGAGGGAGUCCUCUGUCCAUGCCUGGGCCGCGUGGAUAUAAGGGGCUAAAAGGAGAAGCGGGGGAGCGAGGACCUCCAGGAUUUGAUGGAGAUAAAGGCGAGAAGGGAGAGGAUGGGCCUCCAGGAGUGAAGGGUGUGAAGGGAGAGGCCGGGACCAAAGGAAAGAUGGGGCCCUUCGGGGCUCGAGGCCCUGUAGGACAAAAGGGUGAGGCAGGAGAGCCAGGUAUCAACGGAGAAGUGGGUCGUAAAGGAGCAGAUGGACUGGACGGUGAUAAAGGUGACAAGGGAGACAUGGGUCUGCAAGGCCAAAAGGGUGACCAGGGGGAGAAAGGAGAGCACGGUUUGCCGGGGGACAAUGGCAUUAAAGGAGAAAAGGGCUUCCGAGGCUUACCGGGACGGAUGGGCAGCCCUGGACUAGACGGAGAACAGGGCAGUGCUGGAGUGCCGGGGACUCCGGGCAUCCCAGGACUGAAUGGACUCCCUGGAAGAAAAGGAGAUAAAGGCGAUGGAGGCCUGAAUGGACUUGAUGGUGCACCAGGGAAAAAGGGAGAGAAGGGAGCUACAGGUUUUCCAGGUUUCCCUGGUUUUAAGGGAUCACCAGGUGCACAGGGUCCCAACGGAGCUCCUGGCCGCCCUGGACCAGUUGGGCCCAAAGGGGAAGUUGGACCUAAGGGAGAGAAGGGUAGAAGAGGCAGAGGGAAGACUUGUCAAAGAGGCCCUCCUGGAAUUCCUGGACAAAGAGGACUGGAUGGUGAGAUAGGAGUAGAAGGAAGGAAAGGAGAAAAAGGAGAUCCAGGACUUACAGUAGAGGAGGUGAAGGACCUUGUGACUAAGGAGGUGAUAGAAAAGUGUGGCAAAGACUACCUUCUCGUCGUGAACACCAAUGAUCCGGAUGAAGGGAGCAUUCUGAAGGAGGAGGACGGAGCAGAGGAAACGGAUGAGGAGGAAACAACCGCCUCGCCCACUGUUUCAGACCCCGAGCCCACAUCAGUGUACGACAAUACCACAAGAGUCAGUGAGGAGACAUCGCAGUCAGAGAGAGAGAGGAGACAUGCUUUCAGGCACCCACCAGGUAAGAGUGGCUCUGUCACGGAUGUGUGUCUCGAGCCGAUGUCUGAGGGUCACUGCUCUGAGUACGUGCUGCUCUGGUACUUCCACCUGAGCUCUGGAGAGUGUCGGCCCUUCGUCUACAGCGGCUGCGGAGGAAACGGAAACCGCUUCAGCACAAAACACGACUGCCAGACCUACUGCAGCCUGGACCAGAGAGAUCCGGGGUCCUGAUGAUGCCUCGUCUGCUGUUUAGCAGACCCUCUCUGAGUGCUGUUUUCCCAGUGAUUAAUGUUGUUUUUGUGUUAAAGGUCUUGUUAGUCCCUUAUGUGUGUGUAUAGUGCAUUUUUGCUGUGUAUGCAUUUCUUACAUAUUUGUAAAUUGGUUUGAAUGUAAUUAAUUUCAUGUCAUCAUACAUCUGAAGUAUGUUGAGAUACUAAGAGCCAGGCAUUGUUGUGCUGCUAUAUUGAUACACAGCUAUAAUUUCCAUUGCUAUGCUGACAGGUGGCAGGGGUGUAGCCAAAGAGGGGGUCGAGUGGGUCGUUUCACCUAACAGGUCCUAAAAACGUCAGAAAACCUGUUAAAAUGGAAUCACACCAUGCCUUUAAUAGACGCAUAGACACUCGGUCUCAUUUUGGGGCUAAAAUAGCCCAUCAAUAAUUAUAACACAGUUAGAAUAAUUACAAUAAUUAAGAUAAUUUUAUCAAAGUACUCAUGCAGGUAUGAAUCACUGGAUUCAGGUUCUUUGGUGAAUGCUAUUAAUGUAACCUACCAAAAAA